Molecule: messenger RNA, 4521 nt
Organism: Dictyostelium purpureum
Lineage: Eukaryota; Evosea; Eumycetozoa; Dictyosteliales; Dictyosteliaceae
Exons: 20
Biological process (GO): protein phosphorylation
Molecular function (GO): ATP binding; protein serine/threonine kinase activity
Source: RefSeq, a predicted model, not a curated record
GUUUUUGGUGCAAUUUCACGAGUGGCAUCUGAUAAAUUUAUUAAUUUUAUUGAACUUGUAAACCCUAUUUUAGAGAACAUUCAAUUUGAACCUUUAUUAAAACCCUCAAAAAAAACCCACUUUGAUCUUUUACUAUACGAUUUACCAACCAAAUUAAAAGAAUGCGUUAAUCAAUACUCAGAUUGGGAAAUAAAAAGAUCAAUGUUUACUGAUGAAGAAAAGAAUAAUUAUUUUAUGAAACUAGCCAAAAAACAUUUAAACAAUUUAAUCCAAUUAAAAUCAAUUAAAGACUAUAAAUUCAUAUGUAUUGUUAUGGUUGACCAAGGUCAUUCAAAAAUCGAAUAUUCCCCAUCAGAUGGUUUAUAUUAUUUAAACAAGUUAUCAAUCAACAGCAAUGAUAAUAAUAAUAAUGAUAAUCUCACCAACUACUCAAAAAUAACGAUUGGUUCUAUUAAAUAUAAUAUUUUAGAAAUAUUAAAUUUAAACCAUCACAAAGAUAAUGAUAUAUAUUUUGAUUAUAAAACAAUGAUUUUAUUAUUAGAAACUACCGAUACAAAUGAAAAAAUUUAUUGUAUUCGAAAACAAAAGAAGGAACAUUUAACUGAAGAUAUAAUAGAUGAAGUUAAAUUUGAAGAAAUUGAUAAUAAUAAGUUUAAAGAAUUUAAUGAUCAAAUCAUUGUUCCAUGCUAUAUUGUUCAAGAUAUUAAUACAUCAUAUUAUUUCUUUAAAUCUGAAUUAAAAAUCAAAUCAAUCGAGGACAUAAUUGAAAAAGAUUACAAUGAUAUCAGCAUAAUAAGAUCAUUAUUAUAUUAUUUCGAAUAUUUUGUAUCAAACCCAUCAAACUCAAAUCAAGUGAUUCUAAUUAAAUCAAAAUCAGUUUUAGAUCAACAAACAGAAGAUUUUUUAAUUAUUUUAGAUAUUUCAUAUUUUAUCAGAAGAGUCUAUGGUUUUUAUAUUGAAAAAAUUAAAAAAAUUAAAGAAAAUGUUCAUUUAGUCAAAAUAAAUGAUAAGUUUUAUAUUCGAAAAAUUACAGGUUCAAUUAGAGAAACCAAAGAAAUUUAUGAAAUAAGUGGAAAUUUUGAAGUAAAAUACUGCGAAAAUACAACCAAUCUCUCUGAAUUUGAAAUAAAAUAUCCAUCACAAAUUAUUCAAAUAUUAAAACAAAUGGUUAAUAUUUUAGAAAAAUUAGAAGAACAUGAUGUUUAUCAUCGUGAUAUUAAAAACGAAAAUAUUUUAAUUCAAGAGAAUAAUGGUGAAAUACAAUGUAUUUUAUCAGACUUUGGUACUUCAGGAAUUGGUUCAGAGUUAAAGAAAGAUGAAGAGAAAUAUUACUCAAGAAAUGGUAGCAGAAAUUACCAACCACAUGAAAUUUAUAUCAAAAAACUCAGAAGCAAAAACCCAAUUGAAUCGCUCGAAAAUAAACAUGAUAUCUUUAGUUUAGGUUGUGUUAUCCAAUCCUUAUUUGAUGAAAAUAAAUUAAUAGCAGGUGAAGAGAUUAAUACAAUUAUUAAAAAAAUGACCCAAUUACAACUAUAUAUUUGUAAAAGAAUAAAACUAUUUAAUUUAGAAACUUUAAAUGAUUCUGAAAUAGGAUUAGAAAAGAAUUUCACCCAAUCAGUAAACCAAGAACUCAAAUUUUUAAAACGAUAUUCAAAUAAAGAAAAAUACCCACAUUUAAAUAUUAUUCAAUAUAUUGAAGAUUUUAUCACCAUAAAACCAAAUAAAGACUAUUACCAUUUAAAUAUCAUCACUGAAUUUUAUGAAAAUGGGGAUUUAUCAAAGUUAAAAAGAACACUUAAUGGCCCCAAUAAAAUUACUGGGGAGCCGGAAUAUGAGUUUUAUUUAGGUGAUUUAGGAUCCUCAAGAAUUAUUUUAGGUUUAACUCAAGAUGGCCGCUAUACUCAAGAAGGAACUAAUCAAUUUAUAGCACCUGAGGUAAUUGGGGGAUUUUAUACUCCCAAUGUAGAUGUUUACAGUUUAGGUGUUACUUUAUUAAAACUUUAUGAAAAUACUAGCUCAGAAAUGUGUAAUUUAGUUUUUUUAGAAAUAUUAAAAAGAAUGGCCAAUGAAGAUGAACACCAAAGACCACAACCAUCCCAAAUAUUAGAAUUCAUUUGCAAACACUAUGAAUUUUUAAGACUAACAUCUGGGGAUCUCAUUCAUAGAAACCUAAAAGAAUCAUUAUAUUUUGUUAAUCAAAAAUACAAUUUUUUUGAAAAAAGUACAAGUACAAGUCCAAUUGAUUUUAAUUUAAAUAAUUUUUUUAAUUUUAGUAAUCAUUCAUUAAAUUUUUAUUAUAAUAGCAAUAAUAAUAAUGGUUUUGAUAUUACCAAAGAUUAUAAAUGUAUUGGUUGCGUUAAUAUAAUAAAUAGCCAACAAUAUUUUAUCAUAAUUGACGGAAAAUAUUUUAGUUUAUUUUCAGUUAAAAGCUUUUUAUCUGAUAAAAAUUCAGUUAUGAAACAAUAUUUCGAUCUAAUGUUUUCUGAAGAAAUGUUUUCAUUUUAUUUUAUGGAAUGUUCAAAAGUUUUUCCAUUGGGUUUAGAAUCAAAUAAUGUUGAACCAGUAGAUAUCAAUGAAGCUGACUAUCGAAGGAGUUAUUAUUUAAUAGUUAACCCAACUGAAAACACUUUAAAACAAAUCUCAUUACAAAAUCCAAAUGCCAUAACAAAGAAAAUUCAAUUAAUAUUAUUAUUUAAAUUAAUUUUAUUAUUUUUUCAAAUUUUCGAAAAAGGAGAUAUCAAAAUGCUGUAUUUAUAUUUUCAUUUUUUAAAUGGCUUUCAAGUAUUUUUAACAAACAAAAACGAACCAUCCAAAGAUGAAGAAAAUCAAGAACCAUUCAAUGAUGUUAGGUUUUCAAUACUCUCUACAUUUGCAGAUCCAACAGAGAAACUACCUAACUUUAUAGAUAUGGUCUUCAAAGUCUAUAAUAUAGAAACCAAAGACCCAGUCAUUGAUAAGAUUUAUGACUAUUUUAGUACUACCUUCGAAAAAGCUGAAACACCAGUUUAUUUUCAAUAUAAAUAUAUUUAUCAAAUUUUAGAAAAUGAAAAAGAAAGAUUAAUAAAUGAAAACAAAUACUUAAUGGAAUAUUACGAUAAAUUAGAUACAAGCUAUAACAAUAUAUUGAAGAAAACUUCUAUUUCUGAAACUUUUGUUAUUAAUCCAGUUAAACAAUUUCAUAAAAAAUCAAAAACACAUUUACCAAUAUAUAUAGUUUAUCUUGAAGGAGAGGUUUUUGGUGCAAUUUCACGAGUGGCAUCUGAUAGAUUUAUUAAUUUUAUUGAACUUGUAAACCCUAUUUUAGAGAACAUUCAAUUUGAACCUUUAUUAAAACCCUCAAAAAAAACCCACUUUGAUCUUUUACUAUACGAUUUACCAACCAAAUUAAAAGAAUGCGUUAAUCAAUACUCAGAUUGGGAAAUAAAAAGAUCAAUGUUUACUGAUGAAGAAAAGAAUAAUUAUUUUAUGAAACUAGCCAAAAAACAUUUAAACAAUUUAAUCCAAUUAAAAUCAAUUAAAGACUAUAAAUUCAUAUAUGGUUUAGAAACGAUUAUUAUUGGUGAAGAAAUAUUUUAUUUUUUCGACUAUUUAGGAGGAAGUCCAUUUAGUAUAGUUGGUUCAAUUUAUGAUAUUGCUCUUUACUUUUUUGGUCAAGAAGAUAGCUGUCAACAACUCUUAAAUUUAAAUUUCUUUAAAUAUUUAAAUAUUUUAUUUUGUUAUAGUGUUAUGGUUGCCAAAGGUCAUUCAAAAAUCGAAUAUUCCCCAUCAGAUGGUUUAUAUUAUUUAAACAAGUUAUCAACCAACAACAAUGAUAAUAAUAAUAAUGAUAAUCUCAUCAACUACUCAAAAAUAACUAUUGGUUCUAUUAAAUAUAAUAUUUUAGAAAUAUUAAAUUUAAACCAUCAGAAAGAUAAUGAUUUAUAUUAUGAUUAUAAAACAAUGAUUUUAUUAUUAGAAACUACCGAUACAAAUGAAAAAAUUUAUUGUAUUCGAAAACAAAAGAAGGAACAUUUAACUGAAAAAACAAUAGAUGAAGUUAAAUUUGAAGAAAUUGAUAAUAAUAAGUUUAAAGAAUUUAAUGAUCAAAUCAUUGUUCCAUGCUAUAUUGUUCAAGAUAUUAAUACAUCUUAUUAUUUCUUUAAAUCUGAAUUAAAAAUCAAAUCAAUCGAAGACAUAAUUGAAAAAGAUUACAAUGAUAUCAGCAUAAUAAGAUCAUUAUUAUAUUAUUUCGAAUAUUUUGUAUCAAACCCAUCAAACUCAAAUCAAGUGAUUCUAAUUAAAUCAAAAUCAGUUUUAGAUCAACAAACAGAAGAUUUUUUAAUUAUUUUAGAUAUUUCAUAUUUUAUCAGAAGAGUCUAUGGUUUUUAUAUUGAAAAAAUUAAAAAAAUUAAAGAAAAUGUUCAUUUAGUCAAAAUAAAUGAUAAGAUUAAAAUUGAAAAUUUAUUAACUUUUCAUUAUAAACUUAGUUUUAUAUUCGAAAAAUUACAGGUUCAAUUAGAGAAACCAAAGAAAUGUAUUUAA